Messenger RNA from Sporothrix brasiliensis 5110, 933 nucleotides. RefSeq names its product cytochrome-b5 reductase. Gene Ontology annotation, cellular component: endoplasmic reticulum. Bases 1 to 933 code for a protein of 310 amino acids. The transcript has 3 exons. NCBI's taxonomy places the organism in Eukaryota, Fungi, Ascomycota, Sordariomycetes, Ophiostomatales, Ophiostomataceae. Gene Ontology annotation, molecular function: oxidoreductase activity. The record is from RefSeq and is a predicted model, not a curated record.
AUGUCUGACAGCCCAUUCUCACGCAAGUACAUUGACGGCAUCUACGUGCCUGUCGUGUUGCUGAUUGUCGGCACCUUGAUCGUCAAGCGCGAGUACACAAUCUACGCUGCCGCUCUUGGUCUCGUCUUUGGCACGGUCAAGUUCUUGAACCUCCAGCCAAAGAAGGUCCUCACCGACCCCAACACGCUCGUCGAGUUUGAGCUCAAGGAGAAGACCGUCAUCUCCCACAAUGUAGCCAUCUACCGUUUCAACCUGCCGACUCCCCGCUCCAUCCUCGGCCUGCCGAUCGGCCAGCACAUCUCCAUUGCCGCCGACCUGCCCGACGCCAACGGCCAGAUCGUCCCCGUCCUGCGCUCGUACACGCCCAUCAGCGGCGACCACCAGCCCGGCUACUUUGAUCUGCUCAUCAAGUCCUACCCCCAGGGCAACAUCAGCAAGCACAUGGCGUCGCUCGCCGUCGGCCAGACCAUCAAGGUCAAGGGUCCCAAGGGCGCUUUCGUCUACACCCCCAACAUGGUGCGCCGCUUCGGCAUGAUCGCCGGUGGCACGGGCAUCACCCCCAUGCUGCAGAUCAUCCGCGCCAUUGUCCGCGGCCGCGCCGCCGGCGACACGACCCAGGUCGACCUCAUCUUUGCCAACGUCACGCGCCAGGACAUUCUGCUCAAGGAGGACCUCGAUGCCGUCACCGCCGAGGACCCUAACAUCCGCGUCUACUACGUCCUGGACAAGCCCGAGGAGGGCUGGACCGGCGGGGUCGGCUUUGUCACCGGCGACAUGAUCCAGAAGUGGCUGCCCAAGCCGGCCGCCGACGUCAAGCUGCUGCUCUGCGGUCCCCCGCCCAUGGUCUCCGGCCUGAAGAAGGCCGCCGAGGCCCUUGGCUUUGAGAAGGCGCGCCCCGUCAGCAAGCUGGCCGACCAGGUCUUUGCUUUCUAA